GGUCCGUCUCAAAAUCCCAUAAAAAAUCAAGUAAAUCCGAUCUUAUCUAAUAUCCCAAAAUCUCCCCAAACCCACAUACAUCCAUUCAAUCAUGGAUACCUACCUAGAUGAUCCCAUUCCAUUCGCCACUUCCGCUCUCGCCAACCACAAUCAAUCACUCUCGAACCACUGAGCCACUGAACCUCUGUACUGUAGAUCAGUUCCUACGCGAAUAUUCGAAUAUUCCAAACCUUCACAACUUCUACAAUUCGCCCUCAUCGAAGAGAGAGAGAGAGAGAGAGACCUUUGGACCUUGGUAUGAGGAAAGAGUGACAACCUUACCCAUAAAAAACUGGCGAAGCAAAUCAACUUCAGGAUACCCUCAUCCUUUCUCGGGCGUAUCAAAUUAUCAGUGCAAAUCCCUCGAUCGUUCCUCAAGUCGCUCUCUAUCGAUGCCAACGUUAUUUCCUAUAUCGAACACAAAGUACGUGUGUGAUCUUUUGAUUGUUCAACUUCGACAAGGACAUUCCAUUUCACUACUCUCAUUCACUGCGCCUGGAAAUUUUAGUUAGUGCUACUGGGACCGGAGAAGAUUCGACGGCAACCAUUCCUCAUGGUUUAGGAAAAGUCUAUAUCUCACCAACGAUUGUGCGAACAUAUUUCGAUGCAUUUACGAACUGAAGGGAGAUAAAUACAUGAAUGUGUAAUAGGCUGUCUACGAACAAACACUUUCUUUAAUACAAUCAGCAGGAUUAGACCACACGGGGAUUGCAGAUACGAAUUGGUCACCCCAAUAGGCGGACCUAUAAAGGUCAUCAAGCCCCUUGCAAUGCUGCCGGAUACUGAAGACAUUGCCCAAUUACCGAAGGAUAACGAAGUAAAAUCAAUGGAAGCAGCUUCUCGGUCUUCAUCUCGGACGCGAACUUCAACGGGUGGCUCUACACCUGUUCCUGUUUCCCCAAUCACAAAACCGCGACUAUGGCCAUCCGACAUCCCCAAGGGCUAUACUGCCUCGUCUGCUCAUGCAACAUCUUCCUGGAGCGCUAGUUCGGACAAGCAGCUUGGUAGCCCAUCAUCUACUACUAACGACCGGGUUUUUCCAAUACGAAGCGUCGUCAGUGUCGAUCCGACUCAGACCCCAUCUUCAUUUUCAGCCAGGAAUUCGGCCUCGGGUGAGAUGAAUGACUAUUUCCCACGCCCCCCAAGUCUAUCAAGCAGGGACGGAGGUGGGAGGGGUGUGAGAUACUCGGAUUCGGAUGGAAAGACAACUCCUCGCCAAAGAGGUCAGACGGAAUCUAGUGCUGACCCCAGAAGAGCAGAUCGCAAGUCGUCUACCUCUACAAAUCGUAGUGAUUUCAGAGGCAGUCGCCUGCAACAGUUCCUCGACAAUACGUCUGAUAGAUCUGCUAGCACACGCAAUUCCAGCGCAAAACAAUCAUCGACUGGAAAUGUGCCUGGAAACAUGUCUGGAAACAUGUCUGGAAAUGUGUCUGUAUCCGAUGACGGUGGACUUGGAGGGUUGGUAACGGCCAGAUUUAAGCACAUCGUGACUGCAGAAGGGCAUGCCAUUAUUACUGGUCGUGAUGGAGAGGUUUUGCAGAAAUGCGAGGAUGAGCCAAUUCACAUUCCCGGAGCUAUACAAGGCUUUGGCUUACUCAUUGCAUUAUCAGAGCAUGAAGAUAAUCAGCUUUUGGUUCGUCUUGUUAGUGAAAACUCCCAAAGGAUGAUAGGAUAUACGCCCCAGGAGCUUUUUCGACUGGAUAGUUUUCUAGACAUCUUGAGCGAGGAUCAACAGGAAAAUCUCCUUGAUCAUAUUGAUUUUAUUCGCGAUGAAGAGGCGGAUCCUGCCUCAAAUGGCCCAGAAGUUUUUACAAUCUCUAUUCGCCACCCAAGAACUCGUAGAUCUAAAAAGCUUUGGGUAGCUAUGCACAUAAACCCUGUCAACCCAGAAAUGAUCAUCUGCGAGUUUGAACUCGAUGAUGACCAAGUCUACCCUCUCGUUCCCGAACAGGAAAUGACGCCCGAGCCCCCAGAGGAUACACUCAAUAGCAACCCAACGAAGGAGGAAUUUGAUGAGAGCACGGUCAAUACAAGCAAACCCCUUCGAGUCUUGAGAAACGCUCGAAAGCGCAAAGGUGAAGCCGCUGCUAUGGAGGUCUUCAAUAUUAUGUCCCAGGUACAAGAGCAACUUGCCACUGCAUCGACCUUGGCUGUUUUUCUGAAGACUCUUGUAGGCGUGGUUAAAGAGUUGACAGGGUUUCAUCGUGUCAUGGUAUACCAGUUCGAUGCUGCAUACAACGGUCGAGUGGUUACUGAGCUUGUUGACCCUCGAGCAACCAAAGAUCUCUACAAAGGACUGAAUUUUCCGGCAUCGGACAUUCCUAAGCAAGCUAGAGAAUUAUAUAAGGUCAAUAAAGUUCGUCUUCUUUAUGAUAGGGAUUUAGAAACUGCACGACUCGUCUGCCGCGGCGUCGAGGAGCUUGAAAAUCCUCUUGAUCUAUCAUAUGCUUAUCUUCGAGCCAUGUCACCUAUACACAUCAAAUAUCUGGCAAACAUGGCAGUUCGAUCCUCAAUGUCUAUUUCGAUCAAUGCGUUCGGCGAGUUGUGGGGCUUGCUUGCUUGUCACACUUAUGGCCCGAAAGGAAUGCGAGUCUCUUUUCCUAUUCGAAAGAUGUGCCGACUGGUGGGUGAUACUGCGUCAAGGAAUAUCGAAAGAUUGUCAUAUGCUUCACGACUUCAAGCUCGCAAGCUCAUCAAUACAGUUCCAACACAAGCCAACCCUUCUGGUUACAUAAUAGCGUCCUCUGACGAUCUUCUAAAGUUGUUUGAUGCUGAUUUUGGCCUCCUUUCGAUAAAAGGAGAGACUAAGAUAUUGGGCAAGAUCGAUCAAUCUCACGAGGCACUUGCUAUGCUGGAGUAUAUGCGAAUGCGUAAGAUAAAAACAGUUGUCACCUCUCAGGACAUCAAACAAGACUUUCCCGAUCUUCGAUAUCCCCCAGGAUUCAACGUCAUUGCGGGCUUACUUUUAGUACCAUUGAACUCAGAGGGCGAUGACUUUAUCGUCUUUUUCCGUGCUGGACAAAUCAGAAAUGUUAAAUGGGCUGGCAAUCCGUACGAAAAAUUUAUCAAAGAAGGCACUGAGGGCUAUCUAGAGCCGAGGAAAAGUUUCAAGACGUGGAAUGAGACUGUGAUUGGAAAAUGCCGUGAAUGGACAGAGGAACAGGUGGAAACUGCUGCCGUGCUCUGUCUUGUUUAUGGAAAAUUCAUCGAGGUCUGGCGUCAAAAAGAAGCUGCACUACAAAGCAGUCAACUGACACGACUGUUGCUGGCCAAUUCGGCUCACGAAGUCAGAACCCCUUUAAACGCAAUUAUUAACUACCUGGAGAUUGCGCUCGAGGGUGCAUUGGACCAAGAAACAAGAGAGAACCUAGCUAAAUCACACUCUGCCUCCAAGUCACUAAUUUAUGUCAUCAACGACUUGCUAGACUUGACGAAAACUGAAGAAGGCAUGGAUCUGGUCAAGGAUGAGAUUUUCGAUCUUCCUGCUGCUAUAAGAGAGGCAACCGACUUGUUCAAGGGCGAUGUGAAGCGAAAGGGCAUUGAAUAUACUGUGGUCGAGCAUCCUGGUGUUCCACAAUUUGUGCAUGGAGAUCAAAGGCGUGUUAGGCAAGCAGUUGCUAACAUCACGGCAAACGCUGUGCAACACACGUCAAGUGGUUUUGUUCGUAUUGAAAUCUGGUUGCAAGAAAUUAUCGAUAAUAGAGUCAAUGUCGAAAUCGUUGUUGAAGACAGUGGCGCUGGUAUGUCGAAUCAAAAACUUGAUACGAUUUUUCGAGACCUCGAACAAGUUGAUGGCGACCCUUUGUUCGAAGAUGAAAGCAAUGAGAAAGCUCUCGUUGAUGGUAAUCGUACUAUAGGUCUUGGUUUGGCAAUGGUAGCUCGAAUUGUUAGGAAUAUGGACGGUCAGCUACGUUUGAAGUCAGAGGUUGGAAAGGGAUCGCGAUUUGUCAUUCAGUUACCCUUCUUCCUUCCUGAAGACGAUUCACAAAAUUCCGGGAAUCAAGAGAAGGCUGCUUUCUUGAGUUCAUCAUCUGUAUCACCACCGCUUGCGACGCCACCUCCUGCAGGUACCCCUGGCGAGGUGACCCUCGUCAAGUCAUCGAGUCAUCUCAGACAAUCAGCUCCCGAUUCAUCUUCGCUUGCUCGCAAGCACAGUACAGAAGAGAUUGCAAGUUUGCACAGCUUCAGAAGUAAUAACAGUAGUAAAGCUAGCGGGAAAAGUGAUGUGGAUCGAUUCAUUGAUGCUAUCUCUGGUCCAGUUGGCAACACACAGGGAGAACCUUUGAAGCGUGUUAAUAGCAGAGACCGACAAAGUCUAAAUAGUAUGCCUGAAACUGCACUUAGUUCGAGAUCAGGUCAAUCCGCAAAAUUGAAACGCUCAGCCUCGUACACUACGCCUGAUUGUCUCAAAUUGGAAGAGUUACGAACUGUGGGAAGCGAGACUGUUGCUGGCAGUAAAACACCAGUGAGAGCUGUCAGGAUGCCCAACGAAUUCUCGGAAGGUACGAACGACAAAAGUACUCCUCCAGUUUCUGCGAAGGUGAAAUUCAAUCUUCAUAUCCCAUCAACAUCUUCACAAGGGGGAGCACACGAAGACGCGCCUCGUGAAAUAUCACCUAAAACAGAGUCAAACCCUUUAAACAUAGAUAAUUUGAAGGUUUUGGUCGCCGAGGAUGAUCCUGUCAAUAGUCGUAUAAUCAAUAAGAGACUGGACAAAGGUGGCCAUGACGUUUACCACACCAUAAAUGGGGAAGAGUGCGCAAGUGCAUACGGAGACAACGUCAAGAAGUCCUCUGCAACGGCCUCAUUGGCAGAUAAACGUUUUGACGUAAUACUCAUGGAUAUGCAGAUGCCGAUAGUCGAUGGACUUACUUCAACAAAAAUGAUCAGGUCAUUCGAAAAGACUUAUCUCGAUCUAUCGCCUCGAGCCAAGCUCAAUGGAAGAGUACCUAUUUUCGCCGUAUCAGCUUCUCUUGUUGAGCGUGAACGGCAAACAUAUAUCGAUGCUGGUUUUGACGGCUGGGUAUUGAAACCGAUCGACUUCAAACGUUUGAACGUUUUACUCAAAGGCAUUGUUGAUAGUAAAGUUCGAGAUUCGUGCCUGUACCAACCAGGACAAUGGGAGCGCGGUGGUUGGUUUCAUAAAAUGCAACCGUCAGCAUUGCAAUCCUCCACGGCCCCCUCUAACAAAUCGCCAGUACAGAACCCUCCUCAGAAAGGACCAGAACCUCUUCAACCUGAUAAGGAUUCACUUGACAGUGACACUGGCUCUACAACCCCGAUGGGAGACAAAAAGCGGCCAUUAAUAUACGACGAAAGGCUGAAUGCUACGAACGAGGCUCUCAAUGCUACGGCCGAUGUUGAUGUAGGACCUCAUUAUAAUCUUCCGACUGCUGAUGAAAGACCUGUGAUGGAUGUUAGCACUGAAAAUGACACAUCAGCCGUCGAUAAAUCUCUCGAAGAUAAUACCGGAGAGAACACUAAACCUGAAACUGCCAGUGACGCAUCCGCUGGUGUGAAUUCUGAUCCCACUACCAAAAACGAUCUUGAAGAGAUUGAUGUCUCAGGCGCUGCGGAACCAUCGCCUGAUUCCACAAAGGUUGAAGAAUCAACUGCAGAAACCACGAAUAAUUCUGAAGUACCCGAGUCAACAGAAUAAUUGAAUUGGUAAGGUGACCUGCAUCAUCGUUAUCCAAAUAAUAAUUUUCUACUAUAUUUUCUUUCCAGUUUUUCUUACAAAAAUCCCUUCUUUCACGUCAUGACUGGGACAUGAGAUUUUGGCGAUUAGAGGUUUCACGCACAUAUACAGGGUGGCGCACAGCAUACCCUUUGAUUUCAUAAUGGGAGCGGGAGUUCUGUUUUGGAGUAAUACCGUACUGUGUACGAGUUUUUUUGUUAUUUUUGAGGGAAAUGGGGGGAAGGGGGGGUUGGAUGAUACAUUUCCGUUUAUUUUAUUAUGUGGACAUGCCGAAACGGAUAAAUACAUACGGAAUGUAAGAUUUGGGGCUUCAUGGAUGAGGAAAUGAUGGAAAUGGCUCUUUGGAAGGGAAGCAUUGAACACUCUUUUCCCAUCCUAUAGAAGAUCAUGAAUUGUGAAAAGGAGCGCGAACUCUCAAGGGACUUGGAUGGUCCAGGUUUGGUUCAUGCGCAUUUCAAAUUGCAUGGCUUGCGGGUUGGUUGGUUGCAAAGAAGGAGAGAAAUGCGAUGUAUGAAUGAUAGGGGCUGUGUAUAUUAGGUUUGGCUUCUUGAGUCAGGAGCAAGACAUUCAUGGGAGGGGUGUGUUGAUUGGGGGGGAUAAGACGAGCUGGAAGCUGAGAUACAUUCGUGAGAUGAGAGUGAGCAUGCGCAAUGCAGCAUAGCGUUGAAGCGUGAUGGAAUUGAAUGAUGUGCAAAUUUUUCAGUAGGGGGAAAAGACAAGGAAAGGGUUGGAGGAUGUAUGAUUCGUACUUGAUAUGAUGUGUAUUUAAGAUUGAUGCUGGUCAAUGAGAUGAGAGAGUAAAGAGUAGAAAUGGGAUGGGCCAAUCGUGGAGGAGUGGAAGAAGAGAGUUAGAUGAGGUUGCGCGCAAGCAAGACUCGGAUGAAAUGAAUGA
Messenger RNA from Botrytis cinerea B05.10, 6629 nucleotides. RefSeq names its product Bcphy1 (gene Bcphy1). The transcript is spliced from 4 exons. Gene Ontology annotation, molecular function: phosphorelay sensor kinase activity; protein binding. The coding region runs from base 809 to 5698 and encodes 1629 amino acids. The record is from RefSeq and is a predicted model, not a curated record. Gene Ontology annotation, biological process: phosphorylation; regulation of DNA-templated transcription; phosphorelay signal transduction system. NCBI's taxonomy places the organism in Eukaryota, Fungi, Ascomycota, Leotiomycetes, Helotiales, Sclerotiniaceae.